Messenger RNA from Mytilus trossulus (common blue mussel), 2077 nucleotides. Its product is annotated as FGGY carbohydrate kinase domain-containing protein-like. Lineage: Eukaryota; Metazoa; Mollusca; Bivalvia; Mytilida; Mytilidae. The transcript has 16 exons. The record is from RefSeq and is a predicted model, not a curated record. Gene Ontology annotation, cellular component: cytoplasm. Gene Ontology annotation, biological process: carbohydrate phosphorylation; pentose metabolic process. Bases 95 to 1741 code for a protein of 548 amino acids. Gene Ontology annotation, molecular function: D-ribulokinase activity.
UCGAGAACAAGCUGAUAAAUAAACUACAGCAGUUUAGAUAGUUACUCUCCCCUUCUCACUCUGAGCCCCAUCACAAAACAGUUUCUAUGGUAACAUGAAAUAUUAUAUUGGCGUAGAUGUUGGGACAGGGAGUGUUAGAUCAGCAUUAUUUGAUAGUCAUGGAAAUUUGCUAACCAUAGUAACAGAGGAAAUCAAGAUAUGGACGCCCUCAGCUGACUAUUAUGAACAAUCAUCAUCUAAUAUCUGGAAUGCUGUCAUUCAUACAAUAAAGAAAAUCAUAUCAGAUUCUGGAGUGAGAAAAGAAGAAAUAGGAGGAAUAGGUUUUGAUGCGACAUGUUCAUUAGUAGUGAUUGGUGAAAAUGAUAGUCCUGUUACAGUUAGUCCUUCAGGUAAAGCUGAAUGUAACAUAAUAAUGUGGAUGGACCAUAGAGCUGUGGAUCAAACUGAGAGGAUUAAUUCCACACAACAUUCUGUGUUAAAGAACACUGGAGGUCAGAUCAGUGUAGAAAUGGAACCACCCAAACUGUUGUGGUUAAAAGAGAAUUUACCUGAUACCUGGAAAAGGGCUACACACUUUUUUGAUUUAGCAGAUUAUUUAACUUGGAAAGCUACAGGAAAUCUAACUAGGUCAUUAUGUUGUCUGACAUGUAAAUGGACAUACCAAGCUGAUGACCAAGGUCACAGGGGUUGGAAUGAUGAAUUCUGGGCAAUGAUAGGACUUGAUGAUUUUGUAAAGGAAAAAUAUCAAAGGUGUGGAAAUGAUGUCAAGUUACCUGGUGAUGUCUGUGGACAAGGAUUGACCACUGAGGCAGCAAAACAGCUUGGACUGGUUCCUGGCACUGCAGUUGGAACUUCUAUCAUUGAUGCACAUGCUGGUGUCUUAGGUUGUGUUGGUUGUAUAGCAGAAGAUGAACACUUUACCGUGCCAGACAUAACUUCAAGGAUGACCAUGAUCUGUGGAACUUCUACUUGCCACAUGAUUAUGAGUCAAGAAGCCAUAUUUGUACCUGGUGUGUGGGGACCAUAUUAUUCACCAAUAUUACCAGGCUUGUGGAGCGCUGAAGGUGGACAAACAGCUGCUGGCAAACUGAUAGACUUCAUUGUGGAAACCCAUCCUGCUUAUGGAAAGUUAAAGGGAACAGCAUCAGACGGAAAGGUACAUAUACAUGAAGUACUAGAAGAAAGAUUAAUACAGUUAACAAAUGAACACAAAGUCUCUUCAAUGUCACAGCUAACAAAACAUCUACAUAUCUGGCCUGAUUUCCAUGGUAACAGAUCUCCUCUGUCGGAUCCAUCUUUAAAAGGAAUGGUCAGUGGAUUGACCCUGUCAUCAGAUAUGGAUGAUUUGGCAGUAAAGUAUCUAGCAACAGUACAAGCACUUGCUUAUGGAACAAGACAUAUUUUUGAUGAAUUAGUCAAAAGAGGACACAUAAUAGAACUGAUUUACAUAUGUGGUGGACUCAGUAAAAACCAUGUGUAUGUGAAAACACAUGUGGAUGUUACAGGUAUUCCUGCUAUUCUACCAAAUGAAAAAGAAUCAGUGUUAUUGGGAGCUGCAAUACUGGGUGCUAGUGCUUCAGGCAACUUUGCUAAUGUACAGGAUGCAGUAAAAAAGAUGGGAGGAAAGGGAAAGUUAAUCAAGCCAGAUUUACAAGAAAGACAGUUCCAUGAUAAGAAGUACCAAGUGUUCCUGAGGAUGGUUCAACAUCAGAGGGAAUACACAGCAAUCAUGGACGGCUGACAGUAGUUGGUGACUCUUGGCUGGAAUUAGAUAGUUGUCUAGACUUGGAAUUCCUUAAGCCAAUGCAGUAAUGAUUUGUUCAAUUUUAUAAUACAGAAUGUAAUUAUUUGUAUUUAAACAGAGAUUGGUUCAAGAUUAACCAAGAACAAUAAUAAAUGAUCUUACUAGGGAAGGACUUUUAAUCUGGUUGUUAACCAAUAAAUUUAUAAAUCUUUCAUGGCAAUAAUUUGUUAUGUUUAAUUUUUAAUCAUGUUAUGCAGAAUUAAUUUAUUUAUCUGCAAUUUUUUUUCAUAUAAUUGUGAAUCAUGCUUAGCAAAAAUAAAGAUAAAGCUUUUG